Messenger RNA from Salvelinus namaycush (lake trout), 1088 nucleotides. Its product is annotated as MOB kinase activator 2. Gene Ontology annotation, cellular component: cytoplasm; nucleus. Gene Ontology annotation, molecular function: protein kinase activator activity. The coding region runs from base 182 to 868 and encodes 228 amino acids. The record is from RefSeq and is a predicted model, not a curated record. Gene Ontology annotation, biological process: positive regulation of protein phosphorylation; signal transduction. NCBI's taxonomy places the organism in Eukaryota, Metazoa, Chordata, Actinopteri, Salmoniformes, Salmonidae. The transcript has 6 exons.
GGGACACAGACAAAGAACAGACACACACACACUAACACGAGGAGGGAGCAGAGGACUUUUCUGUACACACAGUGGAUUUUACACUUGUGGAAUAUAAUUCAUACUUGGAGCUUUGCUGGAGGAGCCCGGCCCCGGAUGGAAAGGGUUGUCGCUGGCUACUCCGAGGUCUUAGCUCCCAGCCAUGGGGGGCUGCCAGAGUCACCCCUCUGCUGCGGAUACACAAAUAGUACCCCAGCCCUCUGACGUCAACAAACUGGGAGAUAAUAACAAUGAGCUGGUGUUGGAGGAGCGUCCCUAUCUGCAGCAGCAGUAUAUCUCUGAGAGGAUCACACACACCGACAUGACCGCCCUCACUGCCCUGCCACCCGGACUGGACCAGGCUGAGUGGCUCGCCAGCAACACGGUAGUGUUCUUUAAGCAUAUUAACCUGUUCUCCAGUGCCCUUUCUGAGUUAUGUACUCCUACCACCUGUCCUACAGCCUGCGGACCAGAUAACACAGUGUAUAUAUGGACAGACGAUCAGGGGAAGAAGUUGAGGUGUUCCGCUCCUCUCUACUUUGACUAUACCAUGUCCUACAUCCAAGACCUACUGACAGAUGAAGACGUCUUCCCCACCAGAGCAGGGUCAGUGUUCCCAGCAGGCUUUGUGUUCUUGGUCAAGAAGGUGUUUCUGCUGUUGUUCCGUGUUCUGGCUCAUAUCUACUGGAGUCACUACAGAGAGGCCCUGGUUCUGGGACUACACCCCCACCUCAACACAUUGUUCAUACACCUCACACACUUCAGCCUUCAACACAACCUGCUGGAAGCAGAACACACACAACCUCUACAGGACCUGAUCAUUGCUCUGGGACAGUACAGCCUCACCUGACACACACACAAAUGUACCUUCACAGAUGUACACACACACACACACACACACAGCUUCAAUGAAUUUAGAGAGACAGACUCAGCGACUCUGUUGUAUAAACUGUGAGUUAACCUUUGAAUGCAGUGGGCUAAAUCAGGGUCACUUGGUAGUCUUAAGAAAAUCUACUUUGAAACAAAAGUAUACAACUCACACAUGGGCUUAAAAAAAAGAAGACACCUGU